ACCGGAAGGGAAGAAGCCAGGGACAGAAUGGGCCUACAUGAGUUCUGUUGUGACGCUCAGAACCAGGGGCGGGGUGUCUAGGUAGGGACAUUCCGUGCACUGAGAACUUAGGAGGAGGUGCGCUGUCUCCUGCGAAGACUGCAGUGAGUCCUCCGUACUGCUGGGACCAGCGUAGGCAGACCGAGGAGUUGGGAGCCAGAGACAGCGAGUUACCCAACCGUGCGCAGGCUGGACGUGGACCAUCCCGGAAUUCGGCUUUAACAUCUAGCUGAGCCUGGAUCCCGCCUGUAGGCCAGAGCUGACUCUGAGCCCUGGCCCAGUCAAGCUGACCCCUACCUUAGACCCCGUGCACCGGAUGGAGCUGAUCCUGAGUACCAGCCCAGCAAAGCUGACUCUAGAUCCUGCAUGCCAGCCAGAGUUGACCCUGAGAUUCAACCUGACCGAGCUAACCCUGGAUCCUGCACGCCAGCCAGAGCUGUCGCUGAGUCCCAGGCUAGCUGAGCUGACCCUGGAUCCCACAUGCCACCCAGAGAUGAGCCUCAGUCCUGGCCCAGCUGAGCUGACCCUGGAUCCUCAACACCAGGCAAAGGACCUCCCAGUCCCCAAGCUGCCUGAAUUGAUCCUGGAGCCUGUACACUGCCGACCCGAGCUCAUGAGUGCCUGUGCUGAUCUCAUCAAUGACCAGUGGCCCCGCAGUCGAGCCUCCCGUCUCCACUCCCUGGGCCAGUCCUCAGAUGCCUUCCCCCUCUGCCUGAUGCUGCUGAGCCCCCAGCCCUCACCCGGAGCAGCCCCUGUUGUGGUGGGCCAUGCCCGCUUAUCACGGGUACUGGACCAUCCCCAUAGCCUCUUAGUGGAGACAGUGGUGGUAGCCCGGGCUCUGAGGGGCCGUGGCUUUGGUCGCCGCCUCAUGGAGGGCUUGGAGGCCUUUGCCCGAGCCCGGGGUUUCCGACGGCUGCACCUCACCACUCAUGACCAGCUGUACUUCUAUGCCCAUCUGGGCUACCAACUGGGUGAGCCUGUGCAGGGUUUGGCCUUCACCAACCGUCGGCUGUCCACCACUGUCCUACGUGCCUUCUCUAAGCCACCCUGCCCCCAGCCACCCUGCAAGGAGCCUAUCCUAGCUGCCCAAGCUGUCCCGAGGAGCUCCAAGGGACCCCCAUUGCCACCACCUCCUCCCCUACCCCAGUCUCUGACCACCUCACCGCCUCCUUCACCCGAGCCCCUUCCUCAAAGCCCACUAGAGACACGAUAUCGAGAUCUGAAGGGAUGCCCUAUAUUCUGGAUGGAAAAAGACAUCUGAUGGCCCUGUCUCUCCGGGACACUGGGUUGCCCAGAACAGAGCCAGCCUCGGCCCCCAGGCCAUACUUCAGCCCCCCUACCCCCUGGGGACAACCUUAGCCUGUGUAUCUUUCAUGGGUCCCAGCGGGCCAGGAGGUGGCUUUGGAGCUUUGGCUCAGAGCUGUCAGUGUGGCUGAAUAAAAGCUUCCAUUAGGUA
Molecule: messenger RNA, 1495 nt
Organism: Mus pahari (shrew mouse)
Lineage: Eukaryota; Metazoa; Chordata; Mammalia; Rodentia; Muridae
Gene: Naa80
Product: N(alpha)-acetyltransferase 80, NatH catalytic subunit
Exons: 2
Coding region: 356-1300 (314 amino acids)
Biological process (GO): protein acetylation
Cellular component (GO): cytoplasm
Molecular function (GO): N-acetyltransferase activity; acetyl-CoA binding
Source: RefSeq, a predicted model, not a curated record